Molecule: messenger RNA, 939 nt
Organism: Suricata suricatta (meerkat)
Lineage: Eukaryota; Metazoa; Chordata; Mammalia; Carnivora; Herpestidae
Gene: BCAS4
Product: breast carcinoma amplified sequence 4
Exons: 5
Cellular component (GO): BLOC-1 complex
Source: RefSeq, a predicted model, not a curated record
CUCUUCCUGACCCCCAAGCCCGCGGCCGAGGCGAAGGAGGUGGAGGAGACCAUCGAGGGGAUGCUCCUCAGGCUGGAAGAGUUUUGCAGCCUGACUGACAUGAUCAGGAGCGACACGUCACAGAUCCUGGAGGAAAACAUCCCGCUCCUUAAGGCCAAAGUGACGGAAAUGCGCAGCGUCUAUGCCAAAGUGGACCAGCUGGAGGCCUUCGUCAAGAUGGUUGGGCACCACGUCUCCCUCCUGGAGGCCCACGUGCUGCAGGCCGAGCGGGACCACGCACCCUUCUCACAGGCUCUGCGGAGAUGGCUGGGCUCCGCCGGCCUCCCUGCCUUCAGGCCGAAGCCGUCCACGCAGGCGCCCCUGCCGUUCGAGCUGCCCGCGCUGUACCGGACGGAGGACUACUUCCCCGGGGCCGCGGGGGCCGCGCCCAGGACCCCCCGCCGCCGGCGGCGCGUGUGAGCUCCGCAGUCGGGUCGUCGGAAAGUGACCGUGUGCGGGCAGCGGCUCUGGGUUUCUGGACUCUCCUGUGCAUUUGUGUUUUGCGUUUCCUCUCUUGCUUCAUGUGAAACGGCGGGGUUUGGAGAAGCAUCUGGAGCCCACGCGUGCAGCGCGGAGUUGGAGAGUCGGUUCCCACCAGGGUCGGGCCUGCCUGGGGGCCUGGGAUGGGGCGCACGGGUCUCAGCAAGACCGGAGACUCGGCGCACCCUGUCUCUCUGUGCCAGGCUUUGCGUGGGAAUCAUGGGGUGGGGGGCGCUCGUGCACCGGGGUGCACGGCUGCAGAGAUGGGGUCGCUCAUGGACCAGGGUGCACGCUGCAGAGAUGGGGGGCGCUUGUACACCGGGGUGCACGGCUCCAGGUCCAUCUCUGUGGCCGGAUUGGCUGCCAAGCCCCGUGCCCACUGGCCUUUGAAACAUUUCAAUAAAGAUGUCAAGAGCUCAA